GUGCAGUGAGCAGAAGCACCGUCACUGCUCAGGCUCCAGCUGACGUUCAGCUUCACAGCGGCCCGAGGAAGAGCAUCCGAAGGCAGACACGCUUGUCAUCGCUGAGGAGGGUGAUCAGUUUUACUGAAAGGGGAAAAGACAGAAACAGAAAGUCAGGGAGAAGGGAUGGCCUUGUGCGACAUAACAGAGGAUGACCUGAAUGAACUGAUGCGGGAGGAGGCGGAGGAUGUCUUCUUCGAUGGAGUGUCCUCCCGCUUCCCAGAGAUCAUGGCGGCCGGCACUCACUCUCCUGGAGGGCCCAAUGGAAUCAUCCGUAGCCAGUCCUUCGCCGGCUUCAGCACCCUGCAGGAGAGACGCUCACGGUGUAACUCGUUCAUGGGGAACUCAGCAGUGCAGAAGAAGCCCACCUCCAAGCCCAAGAAGCCCCAUCUGUCUGGGCACAAGUCCAGCAGCAGCAGCUCACAUGAACCACAGCCUAAAAGAGUGGAGGAGGUGUAUGGAGCACUGAAACAGGGCCUGGAUGAGUAUUUGGAAGUACACCAGGUGGAGUUGGACAAGCUCACCUCUCUCAUGAAGGAUAUGAAGAGGAACUCCAGAUUGGGAGUGUUGUACGAUCUCGACAAGCAAAUUAAGACCAUUGAGAGAUAUAUGCGACGGCUCGAGUUUCACAUUAGCAAGGUUGAUGAGCUGUAUGAGGGGUUCUGCAUUCAGAGGAGGCUGCAAGAAGGAGCCAGCAAGAUGAAGCAAGCCUUCACUGCCUCACCAUCAACGAAGGGCACAAGAGACAGCCUGGCUGAGGUCAACCGUCGCUAUAAAGAAUAUACAGAGAACAUGAGCACUUUCGAAUGGGAGCUGGAAAACCUGUUGGGGGAAUUUCAUAUCAAAAUGAAAGGUUUGGCUGGCUUUGCUAGGCUUUGUCCAGGCGAUCAGUAUGAGAUUUUCAUGAGGUACGGUCGGCAGCGGUGGAAGCUGAAAGGGAAGAUCGAGGCUAACUCCAGGCAGAGUUGGGAUGGAGAGGAGAUGAUCUUCAUGCCGCUUAUCACAGAUCUCAUCUCAAUUAAGGUGACUGAGCUGAAGGGGCUUGCCACUCAUGUCCUGGUGGGCAGUGUUAUCUGUGAGACAAAGGACCUGUUUACUGCUAUGCCUCAGGUUGUGGCUGUGGAUGUCAAUGACCUGGGCACCAUCAAACUGAACCUGGAGGUGACCUGGUUUCCAUUUGAUGUGGAGGAUCUUACCCUGUCCUCUGGUAAUGUGAGCAAAGCUACGGCCCUGCAGAGGCGAGUAUCUGUGUACAGUCAGGGCACCCCGGAAACGCCCACUUUCCAGGACACGUCCUUCUUUUCCACUCUGCCUGAUGACGUUUUUGAGAAUGGUGGCUGUGGGGUGGCCGAGUGCAAGCGGCUCUCCUUCACUUUCUCUGACACCUCCACCUCCAGCCCUGGCCCUGGUCAGUCAAACCCUGAGAUCACAGUCACCCCCCCUGAGACAGACCCUCAACUACAGCUCCCUCCUACAGAACAUCAGCCGGCAGAGGAAGAAGGAGGCGAGGAGGAGGAGGAGAGCGGCAGUGUGAGCGCAAGCCUGGCCAGUGCUAGUGAAGCAGACUCUGAGCGGGACUGGGAGGGCCAGGGGACUGGCUGUGGCUCUCUGUCCUCUGAGGGCCAGCUGUCUGCCGUUGGGCCUGAGGACGUGGUGUUCCUGGAGCACGGAGGACCUGAUGAAGCCUCAGAGCUGAAGCCGGUGGAGCUGGAUGGGGAAGAGGGCAGUCUGACCAGGCAGCUGGUCAGGAGGCUGACCUCAUCUGAAAUCUUACCCGAGGCUGGGGCUCUGAGCUGGGCAGGAGAGGGCAGCAGAGCUUUUCUCGAGAGCAGCCUGGAGGAGGCCAUCCAGAGCCUGCUGCUGAGGCUAGAGAGCCUUGGCCAGCGCUGCAGGGAGCUGCAGGACCUCGAGCAGGAAGUGAUGAAAUUAGAGGACCUGCUGAAGUGCCGAGGGCCUGCUCACAGGAGCCGCUCGUCCAGCCUUAGCCUGACAGUGGAGAGUGCCCUGGAGAGCUUUGACUUCCUCAACACCUCUGAUUUUGAUGAUGAGGACACUGGGGAUGACAACGCCGCUGUCACACGCUCUGUGUUCUUUGAUAUGGAGGCGGAAAGGAUUGGGCCUGGACAGCACCCAGAGGCCAGAGGGCACCUGAGUGAAGCCCUAACGGAGGACACAGGAGUGGGCAACAGUGUGGCUGGCAGCCCUCUGCCACUCACCACAGGGAACGAGAACCUGGAUGUUGCCAUCGUUAUUCACCUGCAGUACUGCAACCACCUCAUUCAGCUGUUGACCUCAGGAGGAAGCCCAUGGCAGCACAAGGAUCAUCUGAACAAGCUCUCAACACAAAUCCUCCUUCUGGAGGAGCUCACCGAGAACAGCAUAGAGCGGCUGGGCAGCAUCAGCUCCGCAGCAGAUGUACUACCUGGACUGGCGGAGCGACCGUCGCUGUUGGCACUGUGGUCUGAGUGCAGUGGUUCUGCUGGCCUUUUCCACACUACACUAGACCGAGUGCUCAAACACAUGCAUCACAGCUUUACUGCACCACUGCAGGAGACGCACCCACACAGUGCAGACUCAGUAAUCAGGCUGGUAGUAAGUGAGAUGGUGGACAGAAGUGACCUGGCCUCCUGCCCUUGCCCCUCCCCCUCCUCUUUGGCCCAGGAUGUGCUGACAGUGUUUCAGUUCCACAGCUACGCCACCCAGCACAACGUCACAGACAUGGAACAACACCUUCUGAAUCUGGCCAGAGAGGCUGUGUUUGCAGAGCGUCUGACUUACGGUGAUUCAGAGCGCUCUGUAGAGGAGCUGCAAGAGAUAUCAAUCACCUGCCUUCAGCCCCGCCCACAAACCCUGCGCGCCCUGGGCGGCCUGCUGACGUCUGAUGACCCUGAGCUCUGCAAGGCCGCCUCUGCCUUCCUUUCUAAUGCUGCCUCACAUCCACCUUUCAGAUCAAAGGCAGUGGAUUGCUACACUCAGGCCUUAUCAGAAGCGGGGGUGCACACACAGAGAGCUGCUUGUGCUGCUCUGAGCUGCCUGCAGGCUGUGGAGAGCAUUAAUGCGAUCGUGUCACUGUGUGACUCGGCCGACGAAGAGCUCCGCCAUGUUGCCAUAGAAACUCUGCUCACAUUUGGUGAGGACGGUCGACUGGCAUACGAGCAGUUGGACACAGUGCCCAGAGAGAUGGUGCGACUCGGAACGCGCCGAGGCAACGCUGUUACCACGGCCUUCUGAGAGGAGCUGGAUAACCCUGGAGGAUACCCAGCUUUACUCCUUUAAUCUGUGGCCCAAUGCCAGUCCAGGCAUUUCUGAUCUUAAAUCUGAGAGCGUGCCACACUGAGCACUUUACAGCUUCUCAAAUCAGCUGCUCCACAGCAGGGCUCCUCCUCGCACCGAGACUUCUGAAGCCAUUUCCCUCUGUACAGAUGGGUUACAGCAGUACACUUAUCACUUUUAUGGUCAUGAGCAUUCAUAUCUGUAUUGAUCUUACAGUAAUAACAAUCUUUGUUACUAUCGUUUAAUUAUUUGUUAAUAUUAGUCGAUGUUCCUGAAUUUUGCACUUAUCAGAGGCAUGUAAAUAGAGCACAUGAUUAUCUGUGUAUUGUGUGGCAUACCCUAUCUGAACUACCUGAGCUACCUGAGAGCUGUCUGGCUUCCUGUUCGGUUUCAGGAAUACUGAGGGACAGGUUUAAUUUAACCCUCCUAGUUACUGUGUGUAAGAAAGAAAAUGUGUGUGUGUGUGUGUGUGUGUGUAUGAGUGAUGUAAGUUAACACUUACUGUUAGGAUAACUGGACACGGUUUAAGUGGAUCAUUUUAAGAACAGACACCAGGAGCACAGAUCUGUUCAUCGCAUUAAGUUCUUUUAUUGAUGGACCAGUGAGCAAAAAGGUUGAUUGAUCGAUCGAUCGAUUUAUUGUUUGAGUGACCGCCAGCCUGCUUGCCUUUAACCUAUCGAGGGUUAGUAUUGCCUUGUCUGGAACAAUGCGCAGUGUGAAGCACAAGAAGCAUGAAGGCCUGCCCGAGGAGAUAUUCUUCAGAUGUUAUUCCAGAGAUAUAUAUAGUAGAAAUACUAUGGGGAGUUUGAAACCUCAGUCACUCAAGGACAGACCUGGACCGUGCUGCGGGUUUGCUGAACGUAUGUGUGUGAGCGUGUGUGUAUGUAUAUAUAUAUAUGUUAAACUGCACUUUUUUUGCUAUAUGGAGUAAGAGAAGUGUUAAUGGAUUUACUGUGAAUUUUUUGGUGUUUAACUUCAAUGAAGACUGGAAGUACAGUGCUCUGUGAUCCAACUAGCUUCUGUGCCUAUCGUAACUGUACUACUGAGUCACAUUUAUCAUUUCCUGUGGCGACUGAUUUCUCAUGACUUAAUUUAUUUUAUACUUGUUUUAGUUGUUCGUCGUUUUCUUUUUAAACACACAAAAUGGAUUGUAACUGCAAUACAUAUACUACUAAACAAGCUAAUUUUAUUUAUGUGAACGUUUAAUACAGUACUCCAGUACUUACUGAGAUUACAGUGAUUACUGAGAUACUCCCUCAGCCACACACAUAAAUAUUGCUCAUAAUUAAUGUUUAAUGUAUAUUUGUAUGCUUUUUUGUUUGUUUGUUUUUGUCAGUUUUGAAAGGUGUUCUCCCGAAUAUUUAAGGCCAUGUUCACAUGUAUCUGGAUAUUUUUAAAAAACUAUUUUAAAAACGUUUUUUUUUUCUUUUAUUUAACUUACUGUCCAAACUAAAAAAGAAGCUUCAAGAGAUUUAAGAAAACUCAGUUUUCAUGUUCCACUUUAUUCCCUAUAUAGUGAACUACAUGAGUCAUAAAGCAAAUAACUACCUUUGUCAACCUAUGAAUACAUGUAAAUACUGUUCUUACCAAUAUAAAAAAUAUUAUAGAUUUUAUAUAGAUUUAAAAUCUGUCAUUCUGUGACUUACAAAGUACAAUAUAUAGAGAGCACCAUGUCAUUUGGAAUUAAACCAGUUUUUUCCCUCCUUCUUCAUGGUGUGUUGAUAUCACUCUUUUAUAAGAUAUUAUAGAGUUAAGAGUGAGUGAGGGAGCGGAAUCUAAUUUUAAUAAUAUCUGAACACAUGUGAACUGGGCCUAACAUACCUCAGUACCUGUAACUUUAAUUGCAAUAUAAUAGGAAUCCCCUUCCCUUUUACUGUUUUUACAAUUGAAGAUAUUUUAAUCACUCAGUGUACACGUAUAUGGUUGUGUAAACAAGGAAUUAGUUUUUUUGUAACUGCUAAAAGAAUUACACCAAAGGAAAAAGCAGGAAAGCCAGAAAAGUCACUGAAGAAACACAUUUCACAAAGAAUGUACUGAGAGAACACGGAUAUUCCCUGUAACAAAAUAAUCAAGCACAACUGAACUAUUUCUCUUUUUAUGAUUCCUAUAAUAAUCUGUUAAACUGUCAUAAGAAACUGCACAAAUUUUCUAAAGCCAUAACUGAUGUAAAACCAGUUCAAGCCUGAAGUCUGAAUUGUUUUUUUUUAACCUGAAUCAGUAUAUAUUGAUCUAUAAAUGAGGCCUUUAGUCCAUUAGUCAUAUUACCAGUUUGCCAGUUUGAAGUUCUUGUUGGUUCUGUGAAUUAUUAUUCUCAUUAUCACAGUGUUUCUGUGCUUGAGCGUCACUCUUCAAGGGAAUUGUUUUCUUUGUACAUAUAGUACAUAAGUACAUAUUAAUUAAGAUGAUUAAGUGUAAUGAUGCACAUUGAUAUGCUUUAUUCAAGUCCAAGGUAACGCAAAAACGUUCACUUUUUUACUUUUUUUGUUGUUUGUUUUUCUUUUUUCCACUUAAAGCUUCUGAAACCCUGGUAAAUAUUAUAGUAUUAAUGUCUGUCCUGAUUUUUUUUUUUUUUAUGACCAAUGUUGAGGGCUUGUCCUAUUCUACAGCGUUUUAGUCUAUAACCACUUGGUUUGAACAAAAGCAGAAACUUUGCUGUCAUGUCUGUUCCAUAGCAAUUUCUCGAUUUGAUUUUCAUCUGUUGAGUUUACAGUAUUUCCUCUGUCUAUUGAAAGUGGCAAUAAAGUUUAUUUUUGCAGAAUUA
Molecule: messenger RNA, 6073 nt
Organism: Astyanax mexicanus (Mexican tetra)
Lineage: Eukaryota; Metazoa; Chordata; Actinopteri; Characiformes; Acestrorhamphidae
Gene: ripor2
Product: RHO family interacting cell polarization regulator 2
Exons: 22
Coding region: 166-3270 (1034 amino acids)
Source: RefSeq, a predicted model, not a curated record